Molecule: messenger RNA, 1422 nt
Organism: Podospora pseudocomata
Lineage: Eukaryota; Fungi; Ascomycota; Sordariomycetes; Sordariales; Podosporaceae
Gene: FAE1A
Product: Feruloyl esterase B
Exons: 4
Coding region: 270-1148 (292 amino acids)
Cellular component (GO): extracellular region
Molecular function (GO): hydrolase activity
Source: RefSeq, a predicted model, not a curated record
CCGCCGUGUCUGCGGCUUGGACGUUGUUUUAACCUGCCGAUUUCGAUCCCAGUGCCUAGCGUAGUGUAACCGUGACAUUUUGGGGGUAGAAGCGAGACAAGAAAGUCAUAUCGAAGGUCGUGGGCUGGGCGGCAUGAUUGACGACAGGUCGGCGACGAUGAAAAAUGAUGGGUAUAUAUAUCUUGAAGUGUUGCGCCCUGGUUUGAUGUUUGUGACAGCAGCCAUCACUCAAACACCCGCCAGAGUCCUCCUCUUCCCACUUGCCCAUCAUGAUGUUCAAGUCCCUUCUUGGUUUUGCCGCCAUGGCGCAGAGCGCCUUUGGUGCUUCUCUGCAACAGGUCCAAAACUUUGGCAACAAUCCCACCAGAAUCCAGAUGUACAUCUACGUCCCGGAUCGCGUGGCCACCAACCCUGCCAUCAUUGUGGCACUUCAUCCUUGCGGAGGUACUGGCCAGCAGUGGUUCAGCGGUACCAGACUGCCCUCGUUCGCCGAUCAGAACGGCUUCAUCCUCAUCUACCCUAGCACCCCGAACCAGAGCAACUGCUGGGAUGUCCACAACCCUGCCAGUCUUACCCACAAUGGAGGCGGCGAUGCGGGUGGUAUCAUCUCCAUGGUCAACUAUACUCUUGACCGGUACAACGGCAACCGGGAAAAGGUCUAUGUCAUGGGCUUCUCCAGCGGUGGCAUGAUGACCAACGUGAUGGCUGGUUCCUACCCCGAGGUGUUCGAGGCUGGUGCUGCCUACUCUGGCACCGCCCACGCCUGCUUCGCUGGUGCCGGUGGAGCUACCCCCUUCAGCCCCAACCAGACCUGUGCCCAGGGUCUCCAAAAGACUCCCGAGCAGUGGGGCGCCUUUGUCCGCAACUCGUACCCAGGAUACAACGGCCGUCGUCCCCGUAUGAUGAUUACCCACGGAAACGCCGAUACUCUUGUUCGCCCGCAAUGCGCCACUGAGGCGUUGAAGCAGUGGUCAAACGUCCUUGGCGUGUCGCUCACCCGCCAGGUCCAAGGUGUUCCCUCAUCGCAAUUCACUCAGCACAUCUAUGGCGACGGUACCAAGCUCCAAGGCUUCUUUGGCAAUGGUGUUGGACAUGCUCCCUCUGUCGACGAGCAGACCCUGUUGAGAUUCUUCGGCUUGAUCGCCUAGUGUGUUGACAUAAUCUCCGACUCGAGGCAGGAGUGCGGGGCGGGUAAGAUCUGGUGGUGGCAACGGAGCCUCCAGCGGCACAGUGCGUUGAGGCGGCCGCCCGGUUUCUUACCCGCUAGGGAGUGGGGGUCACGGAUAGCCAGGGGGGUUUGGGUGAAUGGCUGCCGGUGAUGUUCUGAGUGUUCAUAAACGAUUGGGUUGCUCAGUAUAUAUAAAAAGGCUUUCUUGAAUCUUGAGUUUCGGUGCCUAGAUGUCAAUUCCUUUUAUUGGGGGC